GCACCAGCAUGUUCGUGGCAAGUCUUGUGUUGCUUCGGCGAUCGUCCCGCGUUGGACAUCGCCUGAUCCAUCAUCGACGCAUGCCGACAGCAGCUCCGAUGGGUUCCAUGGCUCUACAUGCACCUUUCCGCCAUCCUCGAGCGUUCAGGUGCGGGUAUCCUCUCAAGCCAAGCACCAUGCGCAUUCGAGCCUUGUCAACCACCACCGAGCAGGAAACUGUGGAAGCGCCGCAAUUCGACAUCCAAGAGUGGUCGGCCCUGAUGGUCGCCGAAUCCGCCGCCGACGCACAAUUCAUGUUGACGAACGACGACAAGAUCGACAUCAACUUUCAAAGCCCGAAUGGGUGGACAGCACUGAUGGUACACUCGCUGCUCCACCGAGAAGACGUCGUCAAGUUUCUCUUGACGCAGCCUGGACUCCACGUCAACGAGCGUAGCCAAGUAAGGACUGGUGCCAUCAAGCGACACUUUCUAACCCCACAACCACCUAAUGGCAGUUGGGCGCCACGGCGUUGAUGAUGGCGUCCGAAGACGGCAAGCCAGCCAUCGUUCGCUUGCUUCUGCAGCACCCAGAGGUGGACGUGAACGCCCAAGAUCUGAACGGGUCCACAGCGCUCAUGCUCGCUGCGACCGAAGGCCACGUGGACACUGCCAAGCUUCUGCUUGACCAUCCAGCCAUCGACAUCUCGUUGCAAGCGUCGGAUGACGCCACGGCGUUGGUCGAAGCAUGUGACGCCGGUCAAGUGGACGUGUUGCGCCUGCUGUUGCAAUACCCUGACGUCCAGCGUCAACUUGAACAAAAUAAGGAAAGUUUGGUGGCGUGGAUCGUAGGUGCCAACGAAUCUCAAAUGCCAGUGGUCCAGGAGUUGUUGCAACAACCCGUGCUCUACAAAGGCGGCAUGUCGCUGUUGGUGGCGGCCACGACGGGCCAAGUCGACGUCGUCCGCGUACUGCUUAGUCAACCAGACAUUCAAGUCAACGUGCAAGACGACUUGGGCAUUUCGGCGUUGAUGCUGGCAUGUGACGGGGGGCACGUUGACAUUGUCAAGUUGCUGCUGGCGCACCCAGACGUGGACGUGAACGAGCAAGACGUGCACGGCAUGACUCCGUUGAUGUCGGCGGUGAUGAGCGGCCAAGUCGACGUGGUAAAGGCCCUCCUUCAACACCCCCGUGUGGACUCGAACAUCAAAGACAAGGAGAACGGCGCGACGCCGCUCAUGGUCGCCGCCCAAGAAGGAUACCACGCCAUCGCGGCGCUGCUUCUCGCGCAUCCUUCCACCGAUGUCACAGCGACCAACACGGACGGGCACACGGCCGAAGAGUUUGCCCGGUACUUCAACCACGACGCCGUGGUGGCCUUGCUUGACCAACACUCGCAAGAGCGAAUGUAAUCAUGCAAAACCACCCAAUCAAAAUCAACCAGUUAAAGGGGUGGUAAAUUACUUGGGCUAUCGUUUGUUGGCUAUUGAUACAACUAACUACUACCUACACUCGACAUGCGACUCAUUUCGAAGCGGCCAGCUCGCACGUGUUGACUUUCUUGGCAAAUCGAAGCGUAUUCAAGCUCUCUACCAUCAUCAUGU
This is a messenger RNA of Aphanomyces astaci, 1582 nucleotides long. RefSeq lists its product as hypothetical. The record is from RefSeq and is a predicted model, not a curated record. Gene Ontology annotation, molecular function: protein binding. The coding region runs from base 515 to 1390 and encodes 291 amino acids. The transcript is spliced from 10 exons. NCBI's taxonomy places the organism in Eukaryota, Oomycota, Saprolegniomycetes, Saprolegniales, Verrucalvaceae.